Messenger RNA from Botrytis cinerea B05.10, 3466 nucleotides. It is a transcript of the gene Bchir1, whose product is annotated as Bchir1. Gene Ontology annotation, molecular function: nucleosome binding; protein binding. Bases 88 to 3225 code for a protein of 1045 amino acids. Gene Ontology annotation, cellular component: nucleus; HIR complex. The record is from RefSeq and is a predicted model, not a curated record. Gene Ontology annotation, biological process: DNA-templated transcription; regulation of DNA-templated transcription; chromatin remodeling. NCBI's taxonomy places the organism in Eukaryota, Fungi, Ascomycota, Leotiomycetes, Helotiales, Sclerotiniaceae. The transcript is spliced from 5 exons.
GCUCUAUGUAAUAAAUUGUGUAUCUGAUGUUGAGGUGGAAUUGUUAAACAUGACAUUCUGCCCUCGUCAAUGACAUAGGUGAAAACUAUGAAAUUUAUCAAGCCUUCUUGGCUUUCUCACAGCGGAGAGCAGAAAGACCACGAAGUCUACAGUCUCCAUGUAUCGCCCGAUGGUAAACGACUGGCGACAGCUGCUGGAGAUGGCCACGUUAGAAUUUGGUCAACAGAGGCGAUUCUCGGGGCAGCAGGGGAAAACCCACCUGCAAUACCAAGGCAGUUAUGCCAUAUGAGUUAUCAUUCAGGCACUAUACAUACUGUUCGGUUCUCGCCAAAUGGACGAUGGCUGGCUUCUGGAGCAGACGACAAAAUUAUUUGUAUUUAUCAACUGGAUACACAGCCAGCAGCACAUUCUGCAUCCUUCGGAACCAAUGAGCCACCACCGGUAGAGAAUUGGAAAAUUGUUAAGCGUCUGAUUGGACAUGAUAGCGAUGUACAGGAUCUUGGAUGGGCUUAUGAUUCUUCGAUAAUGGUAUCCGUAGGGCUGGACUCGAAGAUUGUUGUUUGGUCAGGGCAUACAUUUGAAAAACUCAAAACUCUAUCGGUCCAUCAGAGUCACGUCAAAGGAAUUACAUUCGAUCCAGCAAACAAAUUUUUUGCGACUGCUAGUGAUGAUCGAACGAUCAAGCUCUUUCGAUUUACCUCACCGCCACCUAAUGCUACUGCUUAUGAAUGCAUGAACAACUUUACUUUUGAACACUCAAUAGCCGCACCAUUUAAUUCGUCACCUCUCACGACAUAUUUCCGACGAUGUUCUUGGUCUCCAGAUGGUAACCACAUAGCCGCAGCAAAUGCAGUCAAUGGGCCUGUGAGCUCUGUUGCAAUUGUGAAUCGGGGAGCCUGGGAUAGUGAUAUCAAUCUAAUUGGCCAUGAAGGUCCAGUGGAGGUUUGCACAUUUUCGCCGCGUUUGUUUAGCAAGAACGAGUUCACCUCUGAAACUACGGAUCAAAAUGGUUACAGUACACAGCCUCUGGUUACGGUAAUCGCCUGUGCUGGACAGGAUAAAAGUUUGAGUAUUUGGAAUACCAGCAGCUCUCGGCCAUUACUCAUUUGCCAACAGUUGGCCAGAAAGUCAAUUUCUGAUCUUGCUUGGUCACCAGAUGGACUGUCUCUCUUCGUCGCGAGUUUAGAUGGAACAAUAAUCGCUGCACACUUCUUGAAGGGCGAGCUAGGUCAUAUUGCACCAUUGAUGGAAAAUGAGAAAGCUUUGAAUAAAUUUGGUGGCAAUCGCAAAGGUGCCGGUGUUGUUGAAGACGUGUCGUCAAUCCAAUUGGAAGAGAUAAGCAGGGCCGAUGAACGUCAAAAAACAGAAGGAAAGAUGAGCGCCCUGAUGGGAGGCUCCGGUCCAGUAGUCGUCAAUAAUGGAAAUUCGUCGUCAACCCCAAUGACCGGGGUAAUCAAUGCAGCCCCAACUUCGAAUGGCAAGGCUUCACAACAACCAGAGACCCAACAGCCAGCUCCAGCUGAUCCCAAUGCAGAAAGAUUGGACGCUUUAAAACAACGAGUUACAAUUACGAAAGAGGGGAAAAAGCGUGUAGCGCCCUUACUUGUCUCUGCGUCAAGUACAGGAUUGUCAUCUUUACCCCAAUCUCAGCUCAUGGCGUCGAGUUCCAACAAUGUUCAGAAUGAAGCACCGGUAUCAAUAUUAGAUUUAUCCAAACCUUACGAUGGACUCCCAAGAGGUGGUCUUACGGCCAUGCUGUUAGGCAAUAAGAGGAAAGCCAUUGUUAUGGAAGGUGAUGAAGAAGAAGAUGAUGAUGAAUAUCCUAACAAGCGAUCAGCACCAGCUUCUGGACCCGUUCCAAUAGUAAUCAAUGGGGUUAGUGGAUUGGAAAACGCUUUACCGAUACCACCGGUCAAUGGCGUUGUUCCAACCCCAGAAUUCAUUCGGCCAGCUGUUGUCAACCCAUCUCUGUCGGUUAGUCAGGUACGCUUAGCAGUGCCAAAAAUAAGAAGCCACGUUGUCAGAUCCCUCAAUCGCGGCAACCUUGCAUCAGCAAAUAGUAACGGUGCUGGAGGAUCUGAUGAAGGUGCAAAAGUAUCCGAGGAUGUGAUAUUGGAGGCCCGGAAUCCCAUUGUGAUAGCCCCUGUUCAGGUCAAAGACCCUUGCCGAAUCAGCACCAUCAAACGAGGUAUCACAUUGUGGCAAGACUUUCUUCCUAGGGCUGUCAUCUUAGUUACAGGUAACAAGAACUUUUGGGCGGCCGCUUGUGAAGAUGGAAGUAUUUACACAUGGACCCCUGCGGGUCGCAGGAUAUUCAACGCUCUCGUGACUGAAUCUCAACCAGUUAUUAUUGAAUGCCGAGGCUGGUGGUUACUCUGCAUUACAGCUGUUGGAAUGUGCCAUGUUUGGAACCUCAAAACUCUCGCCUCACCACAUCCACCUGUCUCCAUGGCACCAAUUUUAGAAAUUGCCAUGCACUCAUUGGGCACACAUACAACAUUUGCUCCAGGUGUAACAUCAGCCCAUCUUAACUCGACUGGUCAUAUCAUUGUUACACUGAGCAACGGUGACGGUUACAUGUAUUCUCCUAAGAUGUUUAUUUGGCAGCGAUUGUCUGAAGCAUGGUGGGCUGUGGGCAGUCAGUACUGGAACUCUAAUGACUCCUCAAUCAGCCAUUUGCAAUCUACAGGGGUUGGUCCCGAAAGUCGAAAAGACGGCGAGAUUGAUAGCUCAAACUUAUCAGCAGGGAUCAUUCCUCACCUGGAAAGACAUACUACCGGUGAAGUGCUACUCAAAGGUAGAGCCUACCACCUACAACGACUCAUCAAAACCUUACUCUCCAAAGAUGGUUUUGAAGGCUUUGAAUCAGGUGUCAGCAUUGCUCAUCUCGAAAAUCGCGUUGCUGCUGCCUUGCAGCUUCAGGCCAAGGAUGACUUCCGCCUCUAUCUAUUCAUGUACGCGAAACGUCUUGGGGCAGAGGGGCUCAAGAACAAGAUCGAGGAGCUUUUACGCAGCAUCAUUGGUGGAAUUUUACAAGAAAAAAGCGAUCUUUCCACAGCUGAAAAGGGGGAAGGAUGGAUGAGUGAAGAUGAUCAAUUGUGUGGAUGGGACCGGAAAGAGCUCCUGAAAGGGGUUGUACUAAUAUUGGGCAAAUAUCGAGAUUCGCAGAGACUGACGGUACAAUAUGCGAGGGUGCUCGAUAUGGUCGACCACGAAACUAUCUGAGCAACAUUUUUUCAUGGAUGGAUGGCUUCAUUGCAGCGGCGUUGUGGAUGGAUGAUUGGGCUUUAUAUGAGGGGAUAUCUGGAAUCGGUGUCCUUGGUCUUGGCUUGGCAAUUUCGCCUGUGUGCGAAUAUCAUGUAAUCAUUGAUAAUACCCUGUAUGUGAUUAUGAAAAGCGAUUUGAAAAUAUUCUUGUUCGGGUGUUUUAUAGUGUGAAUAAUAUGAUAUUAAUCUCGGAUAUGACA